Messenger RNA from Haemorhous mexicanus (house finch), 561 nucleotides. Its product is annotated as serine/threonine-protein kinase PAK 1-like. NCBI's taxonomy places the organism in Eukaryota, Metazoa, Chordata, Aves, Passeriformes, Fringillidae. The record is from RefSeq and is a predicted model, not a curated record. Gene Ontology annotation, biological process: protein phosphorylation; intracellular signal transduction; regulation of axonogenesis. Gene Ontology annotation, molecular function: ATP binding; protein serine/threonine kinase activity. Bases 1 to 561 code for a protein of 186 amino acids. The transcript has 5 exons. Gene Ontology annotation, cellular component: cytoplasm.
AUGGCUGAAGGAGAGAUGGCAGCUGUCAGUCGGGAGUGUCUGCAGGGCCUGGAUUUCCUCCAUUCCAACCGGGUGAUGCACAGGGAUCUGAAGAGCUCCAACAUCCUCCUGGGAAUGGACGGCUCUGUCAGGCUGGCUGAUUUUGGCCUCUGCGCUCAGCUCAGCCCUGAGCAGGACCGGCGCAGCUCCAUGGUGGGCACUGCUCACUGGAUGGCCCCAGAAGUUGUGACCAGAUCUCCUUAUGGCCCCAAGGUGGACAUCUGGGCCUUUGGAAUUGUGACCAUCGAGAUGGUGGAAGGAGAACCUCCUUACUUCAGGGAAACGGGGGCCAUGGCUCGCGCUCUGAUCCGGCAGAACGGGACCCCGCAGCUGCAGGAGCCCCGGCGCCUGUCGGCUCUGCUGCGGGACUUCCUCGAGUGCAGUCUGGAGCCGGACGAGGAGCAGCGCUGGGCUGCACAGGAGCUGCUGCAGGCUCCUUUCGAGGCCAGCUGGGCCUGGUGCCCCACAGCGAGCAGGGACAUCUUCAACAGGUCAGGGGGCUCCGAGCCCUGGCCGACCUGA